This is a messenger RNA of Serpula lacrymans var. lacrymans S7.9, 372 nucleotides long. RefSeq lists its product as uncharacterized. The record is from RefSeq and is a predicted model, not a curated record. The transcript has 2 exons. The annotation marks the transcript as partial. Lineage: Eukaryota; Fungi; Basidiomycota; Agaricomycetes; Boletales; Serpulaceae.
GAUGGGAGAGGUGGUCGACAUGCUUGUUUCGAAGAUGGUAUAUCGUGUACGCGAGAGGAGGACACUCGAUAAGCACGGAACACAGUUGGCGGAAAUGACUUUUGGUGAACUGUCAGUUAUUUGCCUUGGGGUGCGAACAGAGAUACUACCGCCCUGACACUGGCACUUCCGGAUCUCCACGGGCAACGCAGCUACAUGGGAAUGAAAAGAUGCCACAUGCUCUCGAGGGGAACAGACAGAAAUACGGGGCGCAUCUCUAGGGUCGCUGUCUAUUGUUAUACGAAAACGUGCAUAGUUUACUGCAGGGUUUCUUGUUUUAGGGGGGGCGCAGUCCAAGCCUUGCACCCAGAUAUGAUGAUAUGCGGGCCGUUU